CAGCAUCACUCCCUGUUUGACCAAUACACUCUCUCGCCAUCUCCAGCCUCUCUCUCCCCCCCAAUGGCGGACCCUGCACUUCACCCAGAGACUCCACCCCACCAAACCCAGACCCUCAAACAAAUCGCCGUCGACUACUGCCCCGAAGUCUGCACUCACCUCCCUGAAUCCGACUCCAUCACAGUAACCUUCGACCACCGUGGCGGCGCGCGGUGGCGCUCCACCACUCGCUUCCUCUACGGCACAUUCGGUGCCAAAAUCCAGUGCCCAAAGGGCAACACUAGCGGCCUCAAUUUCAACAUCUACCUCUCUUCCCUCGAAGGCGACAAGUCUCAGGACGAGAUCGACUUCGAAUUCUUGGGCAAAGACAAGACCAUUGUCCAAACCAACUACUACACUACAGGGACUGGGAACAGAGAGGCAAUUCAUGAUUUGGGGUUUGAUUGUUCAGAUGGGUUUCACGAGUAUGUGAUCAAGUGGUACCCAGAUGUGAUUGAGUGGUUCAUUGGUGGAAAACCAGUGAGGAGAGUGAAAAAGAAGGAAGGUGAAGGGUUUCCUGAGAAACCCAUGUUUUUGUAUGCUUCGGUGUGGGACGCGAGCUACAUUGCUGAAGGGAGGUGGACAGGACCUUAUGUGGGGUGCGAUGCACCCUAUCUUUGCCACUACAAGGACGUCGUUGUACCAGUUGACACUGUAGUGCAUGAGGAUUGCAGUUGCUGAUUUGGGCUUUUAUGUGGUGAGUUUCAUCUAUGGCUAUAUUGAUUUUAUUUAUUUUUCUUUGAAUGUGACUAUUGUGUGUUGUCAUAUGUUUAUUUAUUUAGGGGUUUCAAUCGCUUCGAUCAGACUUUUGUGGGUUAUUUGGAUUUUGUUGCUUUGUCUCUGUUGUAUUGUUGACAAGCACUAUUAGAUAAUGUUCUCUGUUGUAUUGUUGACAAUAAUAAUUAUAAAUAUGAUCUGUAUGUGGAUUUUUGUUGUUGUUCA
Molecule: messenger RNA, 981 nt
Organism: Camellia sinensis
Lineage: Eukaryota; Viridiplantae; Streptophyta; Magnoliopsida; Ericales; Theaceae
Product: putative xyloglucan endotransglucosylase/hydrolase protein 27
Biological process (GO): carbohydrate metabolic process
Molecular function (GO): hydrolase activity, hydrolyzing O-glycosyl compounds
Source: RefSeq, a predicted model, not a curated record